Messenger RNA from Limulus polyphemus (Atlantic horseshoe crab), 445 nucleotides. RefSeq lists its product as uncharacterized. NCBI's taxonomy places the organism in Eukaryota, Metazoa, Arthropoda, Merostomata, Xiphosura, Limulidae. The record is from RefSeq and is a predicted model, not a curated record. The transcript has 3 exons. The annotation marks the transcript as partial.
GGCCAGGUUUCGAAACCAGAGAACUAUUUUCAAUUCUCCACAUCCCCGGUUGAUGCACAUUAAACUGGGAAAGAAACGUAAAAGUAACAGCAAACGCUCCAGCCACAUAAGUCUGCACGUGCCAGUUUCCAGAAGGCCGAGUAACUAUUCUCAACCCUCCCAUCCUUCCCCUCGAUCGAUGCGUUCAGUAACGCCCUCUGGCAGUCAGGAGGUUCUUAGUAGUCCAGUGAAAGAACAUCCCGAAUCCCCAGCCAAUCCAGAAGGAUCCUCAAAAGGAGAAACUAGACAGAUGAAAGGACUUGAAUGUAGUGUUAACGGACGAGGAGCGGCAGUAUCCAACCAAGUUUAUGGACCUCAUUCUUCUACAGCCACGACUAAUACACGUUCACAGUCCAAUGCCAAAUCGCCUUCCCCACCAACACAAGUUUAAUGACGGCAACAUUUC